AAGACUCCGGAAGUUCUAUCGAGUGUAAUCAGCUCAUCAUAGACGUAACACACAGUGAAACAACAAUUUAAGUAAGUUUUGCUUUUUAAUUAGAAUAAGAACACAACGCGCGUGCCGCAGACGGCAGGUGGACACAAUUAAAGGUUGAUUAACCUCGUGCGGAGAAUUGUUUGCCGCAAUGGAAGCCGAUCAGGUCUCAGAACGUGAGCUGCUGUGUGUUAUUCAACAAGGCUCAGAUAUGGAGGAGUCCAGUGACUUGUAUGAUGCAUAUGAGACAAAUGGCCCCCCUCUCUGGGCAGACCACCAGCAUCACUGUGCUGAGGAUAUGGACAGUGGGGACUAUCUCAGAAGGAAGAUCAAAUAUUUCUUCAUGAACCCCUGUGAGAAGUAUCACGCUCGCGGGCGAAAACCAUGGAAACUCAUUCUGCAGAUCAUCAAAAUUGCCAUCAUUACUGUCCAGUUAGUGUCAUUUGGGCUGAGUAACCAGAUGGUUGUCACAUUCAAGGAGGAAAAUCUGAUGACAUUCAAGCACCUUUUCUUAAAAGAUUAUGUUGAUGGAGGCAUGGAUACAUAUGCUGUUUACAGACAGGCUGAUGUUUAUGAUCACAUCGAUUACAUCAUGGGACAGUAUGAACGUCUGCACAACAUCACAGUGGGCAAUCACGAAUAUGAGAAAAAUGGCACUGGUUACACCCCCCUGUCGCUGUGUCAGGAGUUCUACAGAAAUGGUACCAUCUUCCCCGGAAGUGAGACCUUUGAAAUUGAUGCCCAGGUGGACACUGAGUGCCUUAACGUUUAUCCGAUUUUUCACACAUCACUGCGGGAAGUGCUUCCACAUUUUGAAUUGCAUUUCAAAAGGUUUGUACAUAAAUCAUUUUCCCUUCUUGGUUUUGUAAAUGAUGUGCAAACCCCUCUUUUUAAAGUACCUGCUCUGUCUUCCAGGAUGCUCUCUGUCAAGAUUACAUUUGUUCUCAAGGCCAUAAAUUUACAGACAGUGAGACAUCGAGAGCUGCCAGACUGCUACGACUUCACCGUUGUUAUCACUUUCGACAACCGAGCUCACAGCGGCCGGAUAAAGGUUGACCUGGAAAAUGAUGUAGACAUCAAUGAAUGCAGAGACUGGAAAGUAACAGGGGCAUCUGCUCGAAGCAUAUACCUGACUGUGCUGUUCGACUGCCUCAUCAUUAUAACGUGCAUCACCUCCUUCACCCUCUGCACACGCUCAGUGAUCAAUGGGAUUCGGCUGCAGUUUGAGUACACACUCUACAGCAGGAACCACUGCGGUAAAGAAGUCCCAUGGUCAGACAAGCUUGAGUUUCUGAAUGGUUGGUACAUCCUCAUCAUUCUUAGCGACACAUUGACCAUCAUUGGCUCCAUUCUCAAGAUUGAGAUCCAGACUAAGGUCCUCACCAGCUAUGAUGUGUGCAGCAUCUUCCUUGGGACGGGCACCAUGUUUGUCUGGAUUGGGGUCAUCCGCUACAUGGGCUACUUUAGGAAGUAUAAUAUUCUCAUCCUGACGCUCAGGGCAGCUUUCCCAAACGUUAUCCGUUUCAUCUGCUGUGCUGGAAUUAUCUACCUGAGUUACUGUUUCUGUGGCUGGAUCGUCCUUGGCCCUUAUCAUGAGAAGUUUCGGACGUUGAACACGGUGUCAGAGUGUCUGUUCUCCCUGGUCAACGGAGACGACAUGUUUCCUACCUUCAAGAACAUGAAGCAGAAGAGCAGCCUGGUGUGGACUUUCAGCAGAGUCUACCUCUAUACCUUUGUCUCGCUCUUCAUCUACAUGAUCCUCAGCCUUUUCAUCACAAUCAUCACAGACACCUAUGACACCAUCAAGCAGCAGCAGCAGAGUGGAAUCCCAACAUCAGAGCUGCAAAAUUUCUUAUCUGUGUGUAAAGAUCUGCCAAACUCGGGGGUGUUCAGACUCGACGAGAACAACAGCUGCUUCUUCAACAGCUGCAUCACCAGGUUGAGGAGGCAUGAAGAGAGGCUAACUUCAGAGGCAUAGCAGGCCUUUAAUGUGGAGCUACUAACAGUACUGUAUAAACUAUAACCUAACCAUGAUUGUGCACUUUGUACUAUUAUAUUCAUUGGGGGGUGUUGAAAAUCUUUAUUUUCUUCACAUUAAGCCGCAGGUUUGCUAAGGUGAUUGUUUUUAAAGUGAAGGAGUUUUUCAGUGCUGAAAAGAUUGAACCCCAGUGGACAUGAGGAGCCUGGUCUCAGUAUGAUGCACUGAUGCAGAAGACACUUUGUAAUUACACUUAUUUAUAUUGACAUGUAGAGGGAAGAAAUUUGACACUGAAAUGUAAAAUUUGUGUUGUUUUUCUCAAAUCAUGUCACUUGGAAGGAAGUCCAUGUUGUACACUAAAGAUAAUGAAAUCAAGGUUAAAUAAAUAAGUUGGAAUGUAAAUUCAUGAGAUUUUAUUUCUCCGUUGUCUGAAUAGGUAUCAAUAUAAAAGCGAAAAAACUUUUUUUUUCUGACACUACUUAAUUCCCUGUUAAAUCUUGUUACAACAAAAACAAAAAUUCUAUUUUAGUUCAUGGCAAUAAAAACAUACAACCUUUCACAAUUAA
This is a messenger RNA of Chelmon rostratus (copperband butterflyfish), 2571 nucleotides long. It is a transcript of the gene mcoln3b, whose product is annotated as mucolipin TRP cation channel 3b. Gene Ontology annotation, cellular component: plasma membrane; lysosomal membrane. Gene Ontology annotation, molecular function: NAADP-sensitive calcium-release channel activity. NCBI's taxonomy places the organism in Eukaryota, Metazoa, Chordata, Actinopteri, Chaetodontiformes, Chaetodontidae. The coding region runs from base 179 to 2005 and encodes 608 amino acids. The record is from RefSeq and is a predicted model, not a curated record. The transcript has 14 exons.